Juglans regia (Persian walnut) is the source of this 585-nucleotide messenger RNA. RefSeq names its product secreted RxLR effector protein 161-like. The record is from RefSeq and is a predicted model, not a curated record. Bases 1 to 585 code for a protein of 194 amino acids. The transcript is spliced from 2 exons. Lineage: Eukaryota; Viridiplantae; Streptophyta; Magnoliopsida; Fagales; Juglandaceae.
AUGGCCCGUGUCCCUUAUACUAAUGCUGUGGGUAGUCUGAUGUACGCAAUGAUGUGUACUCGACCUGACAUAUGCUAUGCAGUUGGUUUAGUGAGUAGAUUCCAAUCAAACCCCGGACUAGCUCACUGGAAAGCGGUCAAAAGGAUUAUGCGAUAUCUCAAGAGAACUGCGGACUAUGUGCUGUGCUAUCAGGGUUCAGAUUUGCAGCUAAGAGGUUACAGUGAUGCCGAUUGGGGCAACGACCUAGAUGAGCGCAAAUCAACCACUGGGUAUGUAUUUCUGCUCAACCAAGGCGCCAUUACAUGGAGCAGCAAGAAACAACCCUGUAUAGCGUUAUCCACCAUGGAGGCAGAAUACAUAGCAUGUUCUGCAGCAGUUCAAGAAGCUGUUUGGUUACGGAGGUUUCUCAAGCAUUUAGAUAUUGGCACGGAUACAUCAGAUCCGGUGACAAUAUUCUGCGAUAGCAUGGCAGCUCUCGCAUAUGCUAAGGACUCAAAUCGCAUGGUUGCUGAUCCCUUAACGAAGCCUAUAGCAAGAGAUGUCUUUAAGGCUCGUGUUAGGAAUCUAAGACUGCGUAGACUAUAA